Messenger RNA from Anguilla anguilla (European eel), 2060 nucleotides. RefSeq names its product stromal cell-derived factor 2-like. Bases 1023 to 1700 code for a protein of 225 amino acids. The transcript has 3 exons. NCBI's taxonomy places the organism in Eukaryota, Metazoa, Chordata, Actinopteri, Anguilliformes, Anguillidae. The record is from RefSeq and is a predicted model, not a curated record.
AGUAGUAACUUUAUCCGCGGUAGAUUGCGUCACAAUCGGGUUACCGUAAAGAGCAAUGAAGACCGUGCAAGUAUAUUUUGGUGCGGAAGGCGUGACCGCAGUCUUCCAGCGGAGUCCUGACAUCCUGCCUUCUUGAACAACCUACGUCAAUACCGAUACGGACUAUUAAAGCAAGUGGCAACCAAAUACAUUCCAAUAAUGUAUCAUCUCGGUCACACUUAAGUGAAAUGUGUUCGUGAAUUGUAGCUGCUGUCUACCGAGACAUGAAUAAGAUGGUGGCCACAUACUUCCUGUACUUCCGCUCGAUCCCCAAACUCAAUUGAACGAGACAGUGGGGACAAUUGGGACGACAUCACGUGACCAAGUGUAACAGCCAAGAAAUGAGACUUUUGGAACAUUUAUUAGCGAGGGAGCUGGCUAUCCUCAGUCAAUAGCUACAGUCUUAAAUACAGUUGACUUAUACGGGAUAUAUUAUGCAAAAUCUUUAUGCAUAAUACUUUUUAUGCUAAAUGUUUUCGUUUGAAGAUGUAAAGACAUUUUCCCAAAAUGCUUCCAAUACAUAAUUAAUUCGUAUUUCAAAUGUUUAGUUAAAUAUUCAAUGUUUAGCGCUUGCUAAAAGUCCAAAACACGAGCGUGGCAUUAGAUUGGGACGUAUUGAGCAUCAUAAACAUAUAGCCCCCGAAUCUCUUGAUCAUUAAUUUUAAAAUCUGCAAAUGCACUUGAUUAUGCACUACUAUGUGUAAGUAGGCAAUGUAAAGCUAACUCAUCUUUGUGGUUUUUCCGGGCUGACGUACAGUGGAACAUCGAGCAGCCAAUCACCAGGAGGGAUUCAAAACGGAACCAUUGAGAUCCUCGUUUUAUUUAAUUCCGGCAGCUCACCGGCCAAUCGCGAAACCCCAUGUGGACACUUGUUACUCUGUACCUGUCAAGUUGUGGUUGGUCGGCAUCCAUGAAAGUGGCCGUUUUAUUUGAAACAUAUCCGCUCUGUCUGGAACCAAUAAAAUAAACUCCGUGGCUGAACAAUGCAUUUAAUAAACCCGCUCCGCAUGCACAUCUUUAUAAGAUUGUUCAUGGUGAUCUGUAUUGCAUUACAAUGCGAUUGUCGAGAAACUGAAUUCAACUAUGUCACCUGCGGUUCCUUAUUGAAAUUACUCAACACACGGCACAACGUUAGACUCCACUCCCAUGAUGUCAAAUACGGCUCAGGGAGUGGGCAGCAGUCGGUCACUGGAGUGGAGAGUGCAGAUGAUGCCAACAGUUACUGGCGCAUCGGGGCACGGUCUGGGGAGAUCUGCCAGCGGGGAGUGCCCGUGCAGUGCGGGCAAGCCAUCCGGAUCACCCACGCCAACACCGGGCGCAACCUCCACACACACCACUUUGUGUCUCCCCUGUCAGGCAACCAGGUAACGCGUUGCAACCAGGAAGUGAGUGCGUUCGGGGAGAACGGGGAAGGAGACGACCUGGACGUGUGGACGGUGCAGUGCAGCGGGACUCACUGGGGGCGGGGCGAGGCGGUGUGCUUCAAACACCCGGGAACCAAUGUGUUCCUCAGCAUCACUGGAGAACAGUACGGUCAUCCAAUCAGAGGCCAGCGCGAGGUCCACGGCAUGCACACCGCCAAUCACAACAGCUACUGGAAAGCCAUGGAGGGCGUGUUCAUCAAGACCAGCGUUCAGCUGCCGAGGCACGAUGAGCUCUGACGACUGCUGCUGCUGCUGCUGCUGCUGCUUCCUUUAUUUAUUUAUUCUGCACUUUUUCUUCAUUACAAAUUGUCCUGAACAUGUGAAUAUUUCCUGUGAUUUCCAGCUUGCACAGGCACACUUUGGUUUCAAAGCCAUAUUGAGGACCAUUGCAUAUAAAGCCCUAUUCCAGGGGUGGCCAACCCAGGUCCUGGGGAGUCACAGGGUCUGCUGGUUUUUGUUUUUACUCGGCACUUAAUUGAUCAAUAAAGCAGUUAAUUACACAGUUAACUCACCUCACCUGGUUUCUUCAGUCUAAGCGGUUGGUGUAUUUAUGGUGAAAACAAAAACCAGCAGACCCUGCGGCUCCCCAGGACCAGG